AUGCCGUAUUAUUUUUUUCUCUGCGGCUCUCGGCAAAGGAUAUUCUCAGAAAAAAUAAAAUCCCCUUAUCUCCACCAGUGGCCCAACCAGACGCCAACCCUAACACCCGUGGCCCAACCAGACGCCCCACACCGCUGCUCCCGCCGCCGACGCCCGCACGCCGCCGAAGCCCCCGCGCCGCCACCGCCGUCCAGAUCCCCCGGCCCCGCCCCUGUCCCGCCCCUCCCCGGCCCCGUGCGCCACCGCCACCGCCGCCCCUCCCCGGCCCCGUGCGCCGCCGCCGCUCCUUCCCUGGGCCCUCGCACAGCCAAAGGGCGUCGGCGAGAGGACAAGACCAUGGAUGCUCCGCUCUCUGGGUCAGGUUCUCGCCGAGUUGCAGCACACUUCCGUAGCAGAUUCAGAUGGCAAAUAACCGUAGUGGUCACUCAGAUUCAGAUGGAAAUGGGCUUAUCUCUAUUUACAGCUGGAGAGGCAACAUUUCGGUGGAAUGUUGGUCUUUUGGCAAAGGGCGACGUAAUGAUCCGUGGAUAGGCUGUUCAAGUUGUAACUGCUCUUCGGCCUGAUGGGAAUACUCAUCUACUAGUAGUAGUUUGUAAGAACUCUUCUAUGCAGUCUCCAACUUGCAGAGUGGAUUGGCUACUGUUGCAAACCAUUGUACUCCUACCAUGCUGUUGUUGCAGCAAUCUUGCUUGCAACUCGGUGCUCUAUGGUUUCCCAAGGGCAAAACAAUGUGGGUUCCAUCUAUCUUUCAGCUGUCUGUAACAUAUACUAAUUCUUUUUUAAUUCAACUCUUCCUUUUUACCCCCUCCAAAAA
Messenger RNA from Sorghum bicolor (sorghum), 814 nucleotides. RefSeq names its product acrosin-like. Lineage: Eukaryota; Viridiplantae; Streptophyta; Magnoliopsida; Poales; Poaceae. Bases 1 to 531 code for a protein of 176 amino acids. The transcript is spliced from 5 exons. The record is from RefSeq and is a predicted model, not a curated record.